Messenger RNA from Xyrauchen texanus (razorback sucker), 1715 nucleotides. It is a transcript of the gene lmo4b, whose product is annotated as LIM domain only 4b. Lineage: Eukaryota; Metazoa; Chordata; Actinopteri; Cypriniformes; Catostomidae. Bases 375 to 872 code for a protein of 165 amino acids. The record is from RefSeq and is a predicted model, not a curated record. The transcript has 5 exons.
ACAAGACGUUAACGUGCGCGAGAGGAGGGUCGCAAGCAGAGACGCUCGCUUUUUCACAUACUCGUUCUAUGGAAAUUACAGAAGACAUUCCCGAAUUCUCUUUCUACAAGACUGUCUACUAAUCUUACCAGCGAUAGCUAGAACAACUAAAACGGGGACGGCAACAGUGGAAAUAUAAUCUGAAAACUCCAUUUGCUUGACUCAGCCUUAGCAGUAUAUACAGUACAGAACAGUGAGAAGUGUUCAUGCACGCGCUCCGUCAGUAAUUUUUUUGGACUGCGCGUUAUUUUGUAUUGUCUAUAGAGAAAACAGACUGCUAUACAUUUCUCACCAACCAUUCAACAAUUACAUUUAAGAUAGACAAAAGAGACACAAUGGUGAACCCUGGAGGAAGUGCCCAGCCCCCACCUGUUGGAGCGGGGUCUCUUUCGUGGAAGCGCUGUGCGGGCUGUGGGGGAAAGAUUGCUGAUCGUUUUCUCCUGUAUGCCAUGGACAGCUACUGGCACAGCCGCUGUCUGAAAUGUUCUUGCUGCCAGGCCCAGCUCGGAGAGAUAGGCACAUCCUGCUACACUAAGAGUGGCAUGAUCCUCUGCAGAAAUGACUACAUCAGGUUAUUUGGGAACAGUGGGGCAUGCAGUGCGUGUGGUCAGUCUAUCCCAGCAAGUGAACUGGUUAUGAGGGCGCAAGGCAACGUGUACCAUCUCAAGUGUUUCACAUGUUCUACCUGCCGGAAUCGGCUGGUCCCUGGAGACAGGUUUCACUACAUCAACGGCAGCUUGUUCUGCGAACACGACAGACCCACAGCACUCAUCAAUGGCCAUUUGAGUUCACUGCAGACUAACUCUCUACUGCCUGACCAGAAAGUGUGUUAGGACGUAGGUGUUGCUCAAAGCAGGAUGUGUGCCUUCAUUUCAGCCCUCGCUCAUUGCCAAUGAAGACCCGUAGGAUCGGACCCCGACCCACUCCUUUCCCUAAAGCUCCGCUUUUCCAAACCAGAGCGCCAAUCUCAGGCUUGAGCUCCACCUUGACAAACCCUGCAAUAGCACCCUUUUUACAGCCCUUUUCUCCCAAAUCAUGGACAGAAAAUGACCAUGAAGCCCUAGAGGGGAAAUACUAAGGACUCCAUGAACUGACCCAGACAAGAUCUCUGAUCCUGAGUGACUCAAAGACUGACACAGAAAGAAAAGAGAUUGAGAGGGACCAGGCAGAGGAUGUUUUGGGGUUAAAAGAGACUGAUAGUGAAAGGGUGAAAAUAAUGAGAAAUGCAGCGUUUUUUUAAAUCUGCGUAACACUUGUUUGAAAAUUAGUGGGGGAUACUGACUUUCUUUCUUUAUAUUUUUGUCCUACCUUGUCUAUUCUCCUUUUCUUCGCAACAUGGUAUCUUCUCUUUCUAUAUUUUAGAUGUUGUAAAGGGAAUGUGUUUUGGAUGAUAUAAAAAUCCAGAAAACUGGGUUCAAAGAAGUAUCCGUGGCUUUUUUGUGGAAAUCGAAUCAUGAACACUCUUGGUGUAUUUGUAAAGCUACCAUGUACAGUAUGUAUGCAUGUAAAUGUUUUUGUCCCAUCGUGGCUACCGUACAUACUACACAGCAAACCCUGUUCCCUUGAUCCUGAAAUCACGCAACAAACAAAAAAUGAAGCUCAUAGCUUAUAGAGAGAAAUCUAUUUGUGAUAUUUUCAGAGACAUUUGCUCCAAUAUGGUGUAUUUAAUUAAUAAA